Aspergillus brunneoviolaceus CBS 621.78 is the source of this 918-nucleotide messenger RNA. RefSeq lists its product as uncharacterized. The transcript is spliced from 3 exons. The coding region runs from base 142 to 918 and encodes 258 amino acids. The record is from RefSeq and is a predicted model, not a curated record. Lineage: Eukaryota; Fungi; Ascomycota; Eurotiomycetes; Eurotiales; Aspergillaceae. Gene Ontology annotation, cellular component: cytoplasm; nucleus.
AAAACUUCGCAGGAUUUUUGGACUAACACGGACGGGGCCAACUACACGGUACCUUAGUCCUGCACUCCGCACUCAACACCAGUCAACACAAUUAUUGAUCACCAUUCAACCAAUCAAGAUUUGGGAAUACCAAUUGAUACAAUGGCGACAUCCUCGAAUCACCCUGCAGAGAAUGCAAAGUUCCGCAUCCUAAUGCUUCAUGGCUACGCCCAGACGGCCCAGGCCCUCCGCAUCAAAACCCGCCCUCUCCUCAAAGAUCUCACCCAGACUCUUACUCUGGUCAUUGAACGAAAAUAUCCUGGAGGUAUUGAAUACCUCUUCCCCAACGGACCCAUCGACCUCGACACCAACACCACCUCCUUCACCACAUCUAAGUCGCACCUCACAAACGGAACGCGAUUAGCAUGGUGGCUCAACCUCGACGACACAAGCCGCUACAUCUUCCUCAAUGACACGAUACACUACCUUUCCGAAUACCUAGAGGGCACGCCCAUUCACGCAAUCAUAGGCUUCUCGCAGGGCGCCGCGCUGGCAGUGAUGCUCGCGGCGAUAUGCGAGGCCGCCGCCGAUCCGCAGCGGUUGCAGGCCAUGCAGACACAGAAUCUCCCUGUCGGUACCUUCCUGCGGUCGCUUCCAGGUCAGAAAUCCCUUGAAUUUGUCUUAAGCUUCUGUGGCUUCCGCGGCACGAUGGAGUAUUAUAGCAGUCUGUACACGCCGGCGCUGUCGACGCCGUCGUUCCACGCGAUCGGUGUAUUUGAUACCAUGAUCACGGCGGAGGAAAGUCGCGAGUUGUUGGAGGCGUUUGUCGCACCGGAGGUGCGGUGGUUCUUCGGGGGGCAUUUUGUACCAAGGGAUACGGAGAGUAUACAGCAGGUUGUCGGGUUUCUGAAGCGGACUCGGGUUUGGAUUCAGAGUUGA